Striga hermonthica is the source of this 2067-nucleotide messenger RNA. The record is from the annotation of a GenBank genome assembly. NCBI's taxonomy places the organism in Eukaryota, Viridiplantae, Streptophyta, Magnoliopsida, Lamiales, Orobanchaceae.
AUGAAUUUACUCGCCAAAGCGAAAUUUUCCAUUAGAGGCGGCUUUUUACCCUUUCGAUCCAUCGCCGUACUUCAACAUUGGAGUUUAUACUGUACCAAAACAGCUCCGUGCAGCUCCAUAACCCAACGAGUGGCAGAGAAUCUCGGAGUCCAGAAGACCUCCGAUUCGAGCCUUCCUCCGACGUUCAAGGAACGGAGAGGUCCGGCGAUCGACUGGCCGAGGCCGUUAGAGAUUCCAUUCCAACCUCGGGUCGCCAACGCCGUGAAUUUGAUCGGCCACGUGAAAACCCCGGUCCAUCUCGAGUCCGGCGCCGAUGGGAAUCGCGUGGCCUCGGUUUUGAUUUUUCAGGAUUGUGGCGGCGGGCUUGACACUCUGUUGAUCCCCGUUGUGUUCGAAGGCGAUUUGGCUCAGGUCGUGGCCCUUCACGUUAAGGAGAAGGAUCGUGUUUUUGUUUCGGGGAAGCUGAGAAUGGGCCCCACGAGAUUCGUCUUCGCCGACGGUUACGGCAAGUUCCAUCUCGUGGCCGAGAAUCUCAAUUUUGUCGAGGGCUAUGCGAAAAAGGCUGUUUCAUCUGCAAAAAUCGAGAAGCCUUUGGUUGGAAAGGCUGAGGAGGUGGUGCAAAUUGAGAAGACUUUGGAUGGAAACACUGAAGGUGUUGUGAAACAGGUGGACUGGAAUGAGGCACUUGAACGUUUCAAUGCCAAGAGAGUUUCCGGCGAGAGCAAUUGGUGGGUCUCAAGUCCUGUUACUCAGCAGUCGAACAAUGAGGUGAACGAUUUGAAUCGUAUCGAGUCUAAGCCUGAAAAGGGUUACGAGAAAAUUUUACCGAGUAGUAGCACGAAGAAGAAUGAGGACCCGAGCUUGGAUUUGUGGAGGGAUCUUUUGAAAAGCCCAAAACAGUGGUGGGAUUAUCGUGGUCACAAGUCUAAUGGGCUGGUCAAAGAAAGACACCCCGACUUUAAGCACAAGGAUUCUGGAAAUGGGCUUUGGGUUGACCGUGCCCCUGACUGGGUUUUGCCGGGACUCACAAAAUUAGAGUUUGAUAUUAAGUUCUUGAGAACCAGGCUGUCUCAAGGAGGUGAAGGGGAAGAUUCUUGGACAAAUUUGGUGGAAAAUCCGAAUAAAUGGUGGGAUUAUAGAUUGCGCAAGAAAAAUCCGAGAUCGCCCGAUUUUAAGCACAAGGAGACAGGCGAAGGAUUGUGGUUAAAUGACAUGCCGGAAUGGGCUUUGUCGAGGUUACCCCAAUCGAAAGCAAAAGGUAGUGAAGGGGUUGGCGAAACAAAGGAGUUUGAAGUGAAGUUUGUGACAGAAAAUCGAGUUCAAGGCGCGAAAGGGGACGAUUCUUGGAGAGAUUUGGUGGAAAAUCCGAAUAAAUGGUGGGAUAACAGAUUGGAAAAGCAUAAUCCGAGGUCGGCCGAUUUUAAGCACAAGGAGACAGGUGAAAGAUUGUGGUUACGUGACAUGCCGGAAUGGGCUUUGUCGAGGUUACCCCAAUCGAGGUUUCGCCAAUCAAAAGCGGAAGGUGGUGAAGGGGUUGACCAAACAAAGGAGUUUGAAGCGACGUUUGUGACAGAAAAUCGAGUUCAAGGUGCGAAAGGGGACGAUUCUUGGAGAAAUUUGGUAGAAAAUCCGAAUAAAUGGUGGGAUAAUAGAUUGGGCAAGAAAAAUCCAAGGUCGCCCGAUUUUAAGCACAAGGAGACAGGCGAAGGGUUGUGGUUAAGAGACAUGCCGGAAUGGGCUUUGUCGAGGGUACCACAAUCGAGGUUCCACCAAUCAAAAGCGGAAGGUGGUGAAGGGGUUGGCCAAACAAAGGAGUUUGAAGCGAAGUUUGUGACAGCAAAUCGAGUUGAAGGCGCGAAAGGGGAAGAUUCUUGGAAGGAUUUGGUGGAAAAUCCGUAUAAAUGGUGGGAUAAUAGAUUGGGCAAGAAAAAUCCGAGGUCGCCCGAUUUUAAGCACAAGGAGACAGGCGAAGGGUUGUGGUUAAGAGACAUGCCGGAAUGGGCUUUGUUGAGGUUACCACAAUCGAAGGAUGGGAAAAAGAGUAUGCAGGCUCCUGAAAGCGUUUGA